This is a messenger RNA of Nomascus leucogenys (northern white-cheeked gibbon), 514 nucleotides long. Its product is annotated as solute carrier family 35 member C2-like. Gene Ontology annotation, molecular function: antiporter activity. Bases 68 to 514 code for a protein of 148 amino acids. The record is from RefSeq and is a predicted model, not a curated record. The transcript has 2 exons. NCBI's taxonomy places the organism in Eukaryota, Metazoa, Chordata, Mammalia, Primates, Hylobatidae. Gene Ontology annotation, cellular component: Golgi apparatus; cis-Golgi network; endoplasmic reticulum-Golgi intermediate compartment. Gene Ontology annotation, biological process: UDP-glucose transmembrane transport.
AACCAAAUAUUUAGCUGUCCUCUUCAUCGUCAAUCUUCUCUCUGAUCUCCAAGCUGGAGGAGCUGCAAUGGCACUGGUCCUUGUGAUCCUCCUCAUCGCCAGGGGUCUCUUCAUGUUCACCUUCAAGUCCACACAGCCCAAUGUGGAGGGCUUCGCCUUGGUGCUGGGGACCUCGCUCAUUGGUGGCAUUCGCCGAACCCUCACCCAGACAUUCCUGCAGAAGGCUGAUCUUGGCUUCCAGGACUCCAUCGACAGCAUGCUCCACCUGCAGCCGCUCAUGUUUCUGGGGCUUUUCCCUCUCUUUGCUGUAUGUGAAAGAUACAGGGCUGCUCCUGGGGUACUUGGGAGCCUCUUCCUUGGUGGGCGUCUCACCUUUGGUUUGGACUUCUCUGAGUUCCUCCUGGUCUCCAGACCCUCCAGCCUCACUCUCUCCAUUGCUGGCAUUUGGAAGGAAGUCUGCACUUUGCUGUUGGCAGCUCAUCUGCUGGAUGAUCAGAUCAGCCACCUGAACUGA